UUUUUACAGGAGAAAUAGAGACUUUGCCUAUUCAGCGCACUGAAAAGGGAAAUCAACAUGAGGGUGGACAGGAGGGUUGAUAUACCAGUUUAUGACAUCUCACUGCUCAGGAACAUUUGGGAAGGCAGAGAGAAAAAAUACAAAAACAAGCAGAAGAAGGAACACGAGCGAGUACAGAAAAGCGCUCUGACCAAGAUCAAUCAGCAAUGGCAGUAUCGCAUAGCAUGCAAGAAAUUGAAAUCCAACGAGGUGGAAGUGCUCCAACACUACCUGACGAGAACAGCUCUGAAUGAAAUUCAGCUCCACCAGGAUAUACCAAACACAGAUGCAAAUCCCAUAAUUGAUGGCAUCAAAUACAUUUUUGAACUGGAUGGUGAUAAAUGGAUGGAUCUUCCUGAUAAUCUUCUUGAUAUGACAUACCUUCGAGAAUGGCACAUAAGAAGAACUAAAAUCUGCAAAUUACCAGAGUGGAUUGUGCAGUUUCCGGACCUCUGCGUAUUGGAUAUACCCCAAAACGGAAUUGGCAAGCUGCCUGUUGAAAUAGGUCAAUUAACAAAGCUGAGGGUGCUGAAAGUUAAUUACAAUAGGCUGUCCAGUAUUCCUCCAGAACUUGGUGAAUGUGAGAAUCUGGAGAGAUUGGAGCUAACUGGAAAUUAUCUUGAACAGUUGCCUUUUGAGUUAAGCAAUCUCAAGAAAGUCACACAUCUGGAUAUAGCAGAAAACCAAUUCGCCAGCAUACCCAUCUGUGCUCUUCGUAUGACAAGCCUACAAUUGUUGGAUAUGAGUAUCAACAUGUUGACGGAUUUGCCUGAGGAUAUGGACAGGUUGGAAGAAUUGGAAUCCUUGUUUGUUCAUAAGAAUAACAUGUCAUAUUUGCCAAAGUGCUUGGUAAAUAUCACUACACUCAAGAUGAUUGUUGUUAGUGGAGACACAUUGAUCUGCUGGCCUUCAGGGCUUAAAGAAAAUCCUGCCAUCAAAUUCAUUAAGCUAUAUGACAACAUGGUUGAUGAGAUACUGGAGGGGGAUGAUGAGAUAUUGGAAACAAGACAAGACCAUCACAAAGAAUUUCUGCAGACAUACAUUGACACAGUGAAGGACAGAGAAACUGCGCCAACAUACACCACCAAAGUGUCAUUCUCAUGCUGUCUGUAAUGGAGAUUCAGAUGACCAGAAGAAAACGGACAACCAUGCUGC
Molecule: messenger RNA, 1194 nt
Organism: Salvelinus fontinalis (brook trout)
Lineage: Eukaryota; Metazoa; Chordata; Actinopteri; Salmoniformes; Salmonidae
Gene: smim22
Product: leucine rich repeat containing 2
Exons: 10
Coding region: 58-1152 (364 amino acids)
Molecular function (GO): protein binding
Source: RefSeq, a predicted model, not a curated record